CUAACUUUUCCUUGCGUCCAAAGCUUCAUGAGUGACUGGCAAACAACGUAACAAGGAGGUGCUUAUGUGAAUUAACGUGACACUGCAUAUGGCACCGAGGAAUUAUUAUAACUUACACGUGUACUACAUAUACAUAUAAAAAAGGAAGUUACACAUACUAGCAAAGAUAACAUCCAUCUCUCGUUCUGUUCCUGUUGACAUUGAGGAGGAUCAAGCAGCUCUUCUGGUGUUCCUGUUACAAGCUUAUCUGAACUUUUGUCUGCUUCUGACUCUCAAGAACAUGGGUCGAUAUAAGGUGGUGGCUGCCAGGUCAUCGUUCCUGUGUCACGCUUUCUAGAGGUCGUGUAGGUGGUGUUUCCUGAGUCAUGAAGUGGGCAAGCAAGAAGGAGUUUGUCACCUCCACGCCCUCCAUCCUCAAAUUAGUGGAGCUGGCUAUCCUAGUACUGGCAAUGACCUUCUUCUUGGUGAGCAACAAAUGCCAGAGCUUCCCGAUGUUUGUGUCUCUCUACGUACUGCCCAUCACUGUGUGUAUGACGUUCCUCUUCAUCUCCUACGCCACGGCCAUCAUGGUGAUCAGGGACGGCAGGAACCCUUUCUUCAUACCAACUUGGGUCAACAGCGAGUCUUGCCUCAAUGCCUGUGCUGGGAUCCUCAUGGUGGUGGGCUCCACACUCACGCUCACGUACCCUAGUUGCUCGGACACAACCCUCACUGUGAUCUCUGUGGCCCUCGGGUACAUCUGUGCUGUUCUGUUUGGCUGCAGUGGGGCCAUCACGUACCUGACCUUGGUAAAGCAUGAGGAGAGAGACAAGGGCAAGGCUAAGCUCCCCCAGCUGGAAGCCAAGGAAGACCGGCACAUUGCCACACUUGCUGGCAUAUUUUAAGUCAGCAGGUUCAAACUUGCUACCAAAUUUAAGGUUACACCUCUAUACUGACUCCCUGUUUAAAGGAGUUCUUCUUGUAUGCUAAAAUAAAUCUCCACACUUGA
Molecule: messenger RNA, 988 nt
Organism: Eriocheir sinensis (Chinese mitten crab)
Lineage: Eukaryota; Metazoa; Arthropoda; Malacostraca; Decapoda; Varunidae
Exons: 5
Coding region: 366-884 (172 amino acids)
Cellular component (GO): membrane
Source: RefSeq, a predicted model, not a curated record